This is a messenger RNA of Peniophora sp. CBMAI 1063, 1572 nucleotides long. Lineage: Eukaryota; Fungi; Basidiomycota; Agaricomycetes; Russulales; Peniophoraceae. The record is from the annotation of a GenBank genome assembly.
AUGUCUUCUCGGAAUGCUGCGGAUCUUCCAGCUGAACUACUGGCUGAGAUAUUCGAAUGGCACCACACCAUUGCGGCACCGCUGUCAUAUCGCAGGGCGCUUAACCUGUCGCAGGUCUGCAAGACUUGGAGAAAGGUUGCCAUAUCACACGGUGCUCUAUGGGCCAACAAGCUCGAUGUAUCCCCUUCCGCCGAACUGAGCCGGCUCGUGCUAGAGCGAGCUGGCCAUCAUGUUCUGGACAUAGAGCUCCGUGACAUCUCGCCGCACUUUGCGAGGGAGUGCUUGGGAGAAUGGUUCGACCCCUUGCGCCGUCUGCGCACGCGUUCUAUCGACCUUGAGAGCUUUGGCAACAGCACCUCACCGAUGGUGGCCCAACUUAUUGGACCUUCCUUGCCUAUGUUGCGGUCUCUCUCCGUGAGCUUUGAGACCGUCGGAGACUAUGGAUCCUUUGGAGACGAGGAGGAGGACGAAGUCGACAUCCACACGCUAUCCAUUCAACACGCUCCAGCUCUGACCAGAGUCGCACUCCGCAAUUGUCUCAUGAGAUGGGACGCCGACGUAUACUCCCAGCUCACACAUCUUGACAUUGGCGUGAAUAUCAAAGGAUUGCGGCAGUUUGUGGAUCCCAUCAGUCAAUGCCCGACUCACGCCCAGAUGCGGUCCUUGAUAUCGUCACUGCGCCACAUCGUUGAGCUGAAGUUGGAUAUAUUUCCACUUUACACUGCACCUGUUGAAGACGCGGAGAAGAUAUCUGUACCUCUCUCAUGCCGGCGUAUCACGCUGCGUAGCCUGCCCGCACAUACAAGCUGUUGCUGGUUUGCCAAGUCGCUCGUCGUCCCGCCCGGGGCGGCGCUCACGAUCAUCCAAGUUUCCGAGGGAGAUACCGCAAGGAUGGUGCGCGAGUUCUCGCGUUCGUCUCAAGCCUUGAGCGUAUCAACGACAGAGCUUGUGGGAAGCGAGUCUCUGGGUACCGUUGUCAUUGGGGUUGGCGAAGCGCUGCCACUCUGGACACAAUUCGAGCCCCUCAUGGACGUGAUGGAAGCCACACCGGGCAAUCACAUCACCCUCGAAUUCGAAUUUCUCGUUCUCAAUGACGAUCAGGAGUUGGAGGAAGAAGACAUCACUCCGUCAUGCAACAACAUGAUCAGCGCGAUCUCUCGGUUGGACGUCACCGAGCUCGAACUACUGCGUAUACCAGGGUUGCGCUAUGCGGACGAGAAUGAGAGCCGGUUUCGCAGGAAGCAUGCCGCUUUCUUUCGAGUUCUUGCUGAUGCCGAGAAGGUCAAGGUCCUCAUCCUUCCCUUCUUGUCUAUGCCCUUGCUGAGGGUUCUUGCCGCGCCCUCGGCCACAACCCACGAGCUCCUGUUCCCCCAGUUGGAAUCCGUCAUCCUCUCUCUGUAUCCGCUUGACGCUGAUUCAGUGGGUCUUCUCGCGAAGUGGCUCAAGGCACGCGACAGCGAAGGCUUGUCAAGAGUCACCCUGCAUGUUCAGAUCAAACAAAAGGAGUAUGCGGACACACUUGCUCUUUGGAAGGUUAUUGGAGAGUUCUCGACGAUAAACGUGUACCAUUAA